AUUCGAUUUAUAUUCCUGCAGUAAAGGAACAGUUGGCCAGGUCACACGUGGGGUCAGGCGUGUUAGUGCUGCUGCUCCUUAAUUAAACACAAAAGGUCAACAUAAAGGAAUCAACAGCGGUAUUUAAUAAGGUACCAGUGUCAGACAGCCUCGUGCAACUAGAAAGUGACAAAGAUGACGGACAAGGAAUUAGAGACUCAACCAAUGUCAAAAAAGAAGCAGAAAGACAAGAAGUACAGAAAGGGUUCAAAUAUCAAGAGUGACAUGGAUCAGAUUCUCUCCGACCCAAGAUUUGCCCAUAUAUCUUCUGACCGGAAGCUUAGACAUGUACCCAAGGAGGAGCGCAAAAUCAAACUUGACAGCCGUUUCCAUUCCGUACUGACAGAUGAGAAAUUCUAUGAAAAAUCCACCAUGGAUCCACGUGGCAGGAAGGGUAACUAUUCCACUAAAGAAGACCUACUCAAAUUUUACCACAUGUCCUCCGAUGAAGACUCAAGUGACGAGGCUGAUGAAGAUGAAGAAAAAGAUUCAAAUGAUGAUGAUGAUGAUGACAAAGUAGAUGAAAAUGUACAAGAGGAUGAUAAUGAUGAUGAUGUAGAUGAUGAAGUAGGCGAAGAAGAGGACAGUGAUGACAAGGUGGUGGUAGAUGAAGAUGAACAGAAUGAAGAAAAUGGGGAAGACAUACCCACUCCAGCAGAAGAAAGAAAGGGGGUGACAUCAGACCAAAAUCAGAUAGAAGAGGACAACUUGCUUAAUGAGGAAAACAGGAAAGAGAGAGAAGCAAAAGAAAGGAGUGAAAUACCACGUGAAGUGCGGAGACGACUGCAGGACCUGAACCUAGACUAUGCGAGAGGCGAGGUGCUGUUCUCAGACGACUCCUCGGACGACGACUCCACCACAACUGAUGAAGACGACUACACCGAAGAGUUUGAGUGGGGAGAGUUAGACCAAGAUGCCGUGUGGGAUAAUGAUGAUCGUGACGUGGAAGAAACAUCUCGUAUUGCCGUUUGUAACCUUGACUGGGACCGCAUUAAAGCAGCAGAUAUUAUGGUGUUGUUUUCUUCCUUCUGUCCAAGGGGGGGAUCCAUCAAGAGAGUUACUAUAUACCCCUCUGAGUACGGCAAGCAACGUAUGGUGGAGGAGAAUCUGACUGGACCACAGGAGCUGAAGUCUGUACCUAGUAGCGGGACGAAGGAUACUGACCUCAACCUGGUAGAUCUUGAUAAACUUGAAAAAGGUAGACUAGAUGAAAAUGCUGGAGCAACCAAGACGCACUAUGAGGCUCUGAGACGAUAUCAACGUAAUCGUCUUCGUUAUUUCUAUGCGGUGGUUGAGUGCAACUCUAUUGACACUGCCAAAGUUCUCUAUCAAGAGUGUGAUCGAAAGCCAUAUGAGGGAGCUGGAAUUCUUCUUGAUCUGAGAUAUAUUCCUUCAGAUAUGACUUUUGAUGAGAUGCCACAUGAUGUCUGUGAAAUGGUUCCCAAGACAUACGAAGUCAAGAAUUUUACAACAACAGCUCUACAUGACUCCCGACCCAUCUUGACCUGGGAUGAGACUGACCCUGAACGACAGAAAAUUCUCUCAAAUGCCAUGAGUAAAGCAAUGAAAGGAGGAGAUUUAGAUGAUGGUUGUUUGAAGGGCUUCUUGGCAUCAAGCAGUGAAGAGGAAAAUGAGGAUAGUCUAGACGAGGAGGAAGAUGAUGACAGCGAUGAUGAAGCCACCAAAGCUUCCCGAAUAGCCAAGUUCAGAGCAUUAAUAAGUGAGAUAGAUGAGAAGGACAAAAGAAAGAAAGAGAAAGAUAUUGAUAUGGAAGAAACUUUCCAAUUGAAAGAAGACACUGAUGAGGAGGAAGAACCAGUGGUAAAAGAAUCAAAAACAAAGGAACAACUCAAUCCUUUUGAAAAAUACCUGGAGAAGAGAAAAACUAAGAGAAAAGAAAGAAAAAAGAAGAAAAAGGAAGAAAAUGAGAAUGUCAAUUCUAGUAGUGAAGAAGAAAGUGAAUCAAAAGGUGUUAUAUCAGAUGAUGAACUUCCAGAAGGUGUUGGUGAUUUGUACAAUGACCCUUUCUUUGCUGACGAGCUGAAGAAAAUGGAUGCAAGUAGUAGUAGUAGUUCCAAGAAAAAGAAAACUAAGAAAGAUUCAGAUGAAACUCAAGGGAAGGAAGGCAACGAGCAGGGAGAUCUAGAGCUUCUGCUUAUGGAUGAAGAUGCCGAAAACAAGAAGCACUUCAGUAUGAGAGAAAUUAUAGAGACAAAUAAAGAGAAGAAGAAGAAGAGAAGACAAAACAAGGCACAGAAGAAACAGCAAUUAAAGCCACAGGAACAACAAGCUGCUAUAGAUGAUUUUAAGGUUAAUAUCGCUGAUCCAAGAUUUGUCCCACUGCUUACUUCAGGAGAGUAUAACAUUGACCCUUCACAUCCACAAUUCAAGCGCACCAAAGCUAUGGAUAACCUCAUCAGUACCGUGCAGCAGAAGAGGAUGGCACAGUCUUUUGAGAAUGUUCCUGAAGCCAAGAGGCAGAAUACAAACUCAGAGAAGAACAAAGACCAUGAAUUAUCACUGUUGGUUAAGAGAGUAAAGAGCAAGACAAAUAAACCCAAGAAGAAGCCUUAGUGAGCACUUCAUACAGUUAUCAAUAAAUGACAAGGACAUCAGGAAAAAAGUUACUGGAUAUUUUGUUUAAUUUGUUGACUUAGCAGUAAUAAGAUGUUUUCUAAAAAAUACAUUAGUCAUGAGUGUCACAGCUGCAGGUUUCAUGUGAACUGUUCAUAAAGACAAAGAUUAGAAUCUGAACAUACAGCACUGAUGCCAUCAUCCAGAAUAUUCAAUUAAAUUAGAUUACAAGUUGUGAUGCAUGUUGUAAAUUGUUUUACAUUGUUAAAUACAGUCUUUUCAGAACUAUUGUACAA
This is a messenger RNA of Homarus americanus (American lobster), 2909 nucleotides long. Its product is annotated as pre-rRNA-processing protein ESF1-like. Gene Ontology annotation, biological process: rRNA processing. The transcript has 12 exons. Gene Ontology annotation, molecular function: RNA binding. Gene Ontology annotation, cellular component: nucleus. NCBI's taxonomy places the organism in Eukaryota, Metazoa, Arthropoda, Malacostraca, Decapoda, Nephropidae. The record is from RefSeq and is a predicted model, not a curated record. The coding region runs from base 175 to 2613 and encodes 812 amino acids.